This is a messenger RNA of Lycium ferocissimum, 1417 nucleotides long. RefSeq names its product ankyrin repeat-containing protein At5g02620-like. The transcript has 3 exons. The coding region runs from base 166 to 1239 and encodes 357 amino acids. Gene Ontology annotation, molecular function: protein binding. The record is from RefSeq and is a predicted model, not a curated record. NCBI's taxonomy places the organism in Eukaryota, Viridiplantae, Streptophyta, Magnoliopsida, Solanales, Solanaceae.
UUUUUUUUUUUCUCAAAGGCAAAGGUCUGUGUGUUGUUCUAUAUAAUGUUUGAUCCAGAGGAAGUAAAGGACUCACAAGAUCAUAAUUUGGGAAAUUUUUGAUAAAUACCAAAAUCCAUAAUUUAAAAAAAAAAAGAGAGAGAGAGAGAGAUAGAGAGAGAGAAAAUGGAUCCAACCUUGUACAAUGCUGCUAUGAAAGGCAAUACCAACGAUGGUAAUUUUUCACUUGCUGAAUAUCUGAAAAGGGAUGAAGAAAUUGGCUACCAAGUCACUCCAAAGGGAAACACUAUCAUCCACGUGGCAGCCCUCCGUUCCCACUCCGAUUUCGUGGAAGAAGUCCUUAAGAUUACUCCGGCGUUGUUAUGCCAUCAGAACAAGAGAAAUGAGACUGCACUUCACAUAGCAGCUAAUGAAGGCCACACUGAAGUAGUCCGCGUGCUACUUCGCAUAGCUGGUGAGAAGAAUUAUAAGGAGACACUCAUGAGGAUGACAAAUGAGAAUGGAGAUACAGCCCUGCACAAGGCCGUAAGGAGUGGAUACGUUGAUGUUGUCAAGAUCAUCUUGGAGAAAGAAGAGGAUCCUGAAUAUGAAUAUUCAGCCAACAAGACAGGGGAGACACCACUUUAUUUGGCAGCGGAGUCUGGUUUUCUUGAUAUUCUGCGUGAAAUCUUGGAAUCAUGCAAGAACCCAAAUUAUGCUGCAGGUCCAUUUGGUCGAACACCUCUGCACGCAGCAGUUGUUCACCAACACUCGGAUUGCGCAAGAUUACUAUGGCAACAGAACAAUUCUUUAUGUGAGGAACUAGACAAACGGGGUUGGAAUUCGCUGCACUAUGCUGUUAAACUUGGAUUGAAAGAAGUAGUUUCUGAUAUGCUGGGAUGGAAGAAAUCCUUAGCCUACCUUCCAGCAGGCAGUGAAAAUGACUGGACGACAACAAUUCACAUUGCAGCCAGCGAACUUGAUGACUUCUAUGCUCCGAACAUGCUAAUCGAGCUAUUACAGCACUGUCCUGAUUGCUGGGAAAUGCUUAACAGCAGGGGCCAAAAUGCUCUUCAUGUAGCCAUAAUGAACGAACAAGGAAUGUCACUUCUUACCUUGUUGGAGUCCGAAAAUUGGGGUAGCCUUGUCGAUGAGCCUGAUAAUGAUGGCAACACUCCUAUGCAUUUGCUUGCCUUUGGAAAGUACUUUAACAAGGACAGAAAAUUUUCGGCGUUGGUUUACAAGGAAGUGGGUGCCUGAUGAGUUAAGAAAGCAUCCCAAAGCAAAGAAAAUGACAUUUAACAAAGAUGACCAAACUCCGCUUGACAUACUUUCUCGCGCAGUCACAGAGAAAUCAAAACUGGAGGGGGAGUACGAUAACGUGUACCCUUUUGACUGUGGUCAAUUUGGACGACGUGGCUUCAAGAUAACAUCGCAG